AUGCUGAAAAGACCCGCCUUGUCCUUCCUCGUUGGCGUCAUUUCCGCACAGCAGCAAUGCUACUACGCCCCCGGCGGACAAUAUCGCGGACCAGAUAACCUCGUCCCUUGCAAUUCGACCGGUGCUUCUUCCUGUUGUCUGCUUGGCGAUACCUGUCUCUCGGGAAAUACUUGCUACAACCCCAACACCGGCAAUCUCUAUCAAUACGGCUGUACGGAUAUCACUUACAAUGACGAGACGUGUCCCUAUAAAUGCGGAUUUGAUCCUGACAAAUCCCCCUGGACCGCCCUCGAAUACUGCACCGACAUCCAAGACCUCACCAACACAUGGAUCUGCCACGGCCCGGAAUCCAGCGGCUUCGCCUGGCCGGCGCCCUCCCAAGACCUCCUCGUCCUCCAACCACGGGGAUGCCGCGACAUGGGCAACCUCGCCCUCGUAGCCCUCUACGCGCCCUCGAAACUCGCGCCCUACGUCUCCCUCCCGUCGACGUUUGGGGGGAUGGAGACGGCUGUGCCCGGGUAUGCGCCGGAGAGUUUUACGCAGUUGACGACGUAUCGGCCUGCGCCGAGGAGUGGGGUGUGGGUUGAUGCGGAGGCUACGCCGGGGACGGGGACGUAUGCGGCUGCGAGGAGCUGGACGGGGAGGGCGCCUACUGUUAGUGCUGAGGGGACGGGGUCGGGGGAGAGUUCUGGAAAUGCGACAGUGACGGCGACGGGGAGUGCUGGGCCGAUUCUGCAGAGUGGGACGUCGUUGGCUGCAGCUGGGGCUGGUUUAUCGACGGGUGCGAAAGCUGGGAUUGGGGUUGGCGUAGCAGGCGGUGUGCUCCUCCUCGCGGCGCUGGGGAUGUGUUUGUUUUGCUUCGGACGGAAACGCAGUCGACGAGAUCGAGCAGACCAACAGCAACAACGGCAGCAGCAGUACCCUCAAAGUCCACCUCAGACGCAGAUGACCACGCAUAUACCGCCCUAUCCCUCCCCUCCUCCUCACCCACAAAUGCACUGGACACCCAUUCAGUCCGGUCCGCCCCUUAUGGAUCCCGCGUCUGGACACGAGUAUGGACAUGGUGGUGGCGCUGCUUCCUCGCCGCACCAAAACCAGAUUUCGAGGAGUGUGUCAAGGGGGAAGGUGGAGAAUCCGCAGACUGAGGGAAUGCCGCCCGUUCCUGUGGUGCCGUUGGAGUUGGAGGGGGAGGAGUUGAGGAGGAGUUUGUAUGAGAUGGAGGCGAGGGGGGAGGGGGAGGAGGAGGGGAGGAAAAGGGGUGAGAUGGGGAUGGGGAUGGGGACAGGGAUGGGGAAUGCUUUCUGA
This is a messenger RNA of Zasmidium cellare ATCC 36951, 1305 nucleotides long. RefSeq lists its product as uncharacterized. The coding region runs from base 1 to 1305 and encodes 434 amino acids. NCBI's taxonomy places the organism in Eukaryota, Fungi, Ascomycota, Dothideomycetes, Mycosphaerellales, Mycosphaerellaceae. The record is from RefSeq and is a predicted model, not a curated record. The transcript has 3 exons.